This is a messenger RNA of Trypanosoma conorhini, 2226 nucleotides long. RefSeq lists its product as uncharacterized. The coding region runs from base 1 to 2226 and encodes 741 amino acids. The record is from RefSeq and is a predicted model, not a curated record. NCBI's taxonomy places the organism in Eukaryota, Euglenozoa, Kinetoplastea, Trypanosomatida, Trypanosomatidae. The transcript has a single exon.
AUGAGUUGGCUCAAGGCGCUAGAGAAGGUGUGUGCUCGGGCCGCCGUGGGCCACUCCCCGCCGACGUCGCGGUCCCCAAGCAUCGCUGUGGCAGGCCGCCUUGCGCCGGCGGUAAGUAGGGACGGACUGCAACACAACCAGCAGCAGCAACACGCACUGGCGACACGAGAAGUAGGGCCGUCAACGGCCGCGCUUCACGGAGUUAGCGACACGUGGAGUAGUGCGCUGGCGGUCAUCAAGUUCUCGCGGUCCGGCGCGCAGCGCGACCCAGCGUGGGAGAUGCACCACCUUCCCCUCUCACUCGCCGCACAGUGUGUGGCAAUUCUUGUUGAGGCGGGGCAGACGGCACGAGGGGUGGAGGUGAUGCAGUCCUGGCAGCGUCCGGUGGCGAGGGCAAAAACGCGAUCAAGGAUACGGGCAACCGCUCGAAUGCGCAGGACACUGAAGACGUUAGGCACCAUUGGGGACGUGGAGACGUUGCGAACGGUUGUGUCGGUGCUGCAUCAAUCGUUGACGGAGCAAAGGCAGUUGCCGCGGCAUCAACACCGUCCCCAGGCCCGUGCGCCGUCCUAUGAAACCUCUGUGUGUGCUGCAGCAAAGGAUAGCUAUCCGCUGCUUUCAGAGCUCGGCAUGCAACGCACGCGGCUGUUACUAGUAGAAGCCGUUCAUGAACUUGUCAUGCAAGAUGAGAGUGUCGUCCCCGUGUUUGAGAAGCUGACGUGGAUCAAUGCAACUGCGGCAGCAACCGCCCCGCGAGGUGCCCAGGUCCAGUGUCUUAUUCCAUUUAUGCUUCAAGACGACUUUGUACAGGUGAUUCAGUCUAGCCCUUCCUACGACGAGAGCCUCUUGCAGCAGAUUGGCCCGGCCUUUCACACCGGGUUUGUCCAUCCCACGCAAUGCGACCCUGCAGAGAUUCUUUCCAUGCCGCGCAGUGAGGUUCGACGUCUGUACAAGAAGGGAAUUAGCCCGUCAGGGGAACUCUGGCGAGAUGUGAAGCAGCUUGUCCUGCCGCACUCGCCCCUGCUACAGCAGGCGUGUCAGGUGGCGACGCUGGUAGACGUUCUUUGUGGCCCCGUGGAGGCACCUGCUGUGGCCCAUGGCCGUCGCGAGAGGCGCGCUUCCGAGCUAACGAAUGAACAGCGCCUGCUUCGGAAGUUUUUAGUUGCACAACUCCGUUCCUCGCGGUCCCUGUCACGACGAAUGUGGAGUUGUGCGCUACUGCGGCAUCCGCGUCUUUUGUACCGCUUAAACCUGUCGCCGCUGAUGGUGUUUUGCGCCUCGGCGCUGACGUUUCGUAGUUUUCAGGUCUAUGUUCCCUUUGUCCGCUGCUGCGUGCCGCUGCUGCGACGGCUGCGGCGCGUGGGUCACGACGAGGAAGCGGCGCGAUUGGUGUGGAAUCACCUCUCCGUGGACAGCCCCGCCCUGGCGGCGGUGUUCAAGCACCACCCCCUGGCCCUGGAGGAUGCGGUGACGGUCGUCUGCCGCACGAUGCGCACGGGUGUGGGGGGGCGCAGGGAGGCGUGGAUGGGCCACCGGUCGCUCGCCGUGCUGCGCGUGGCCGCCGCCGCCGGCCUCCUGACCCCCGCCCACUGCGUCCCCACCUGUGCCGCCGCCCUUGACUGUGGGGUGCACUUUGCCACCGUGCGGCAGCUCGUUGGCGAGGUAUUUGGCGACGACAGCGACACGGCGCGGUGGGUGCUGGACAUGGUGCGGCUGACCGCCGAGAGCCACACGACGCGUCUGCUCGUGCCGUUGGACUCGCCCUGCCACUCCACGCGCAUGCGCAGCCUGUUGCGGAGGUACGCGUACGAGUCCGACGUGGUCGGCUCCCCGCCCGCUGUGGAGCUGCGUGUGCCGUCCCGUAGCAAACUGCUUGCACUCUGGACGAUGGUUCACGACGACGUCAUGAAUACGUCGCUGCGUCGACUGACGUGUCGUCUGUUUUUGGACGGCGAGGCCCUCGCGGAGUGGAACAAAAUACCUCCUCCAACACAGCAGGCUGGCGCACAAGGGCUCAAUGACCUUUUUCGUGAGGAGCUGUUUGCCUCCAUCGCGGCCAACUGCACCACGGAAAAGAGUUACGUGAUGUUCAUGGAUGCACUUCUGUCGCGGCGCCGCUUUCGAGACGCUCGGCGGUGCAUGCAACUCAUGUUGAGUGAGCUAGACGACGAGUGUGGGCAGGCCGUACUUCCUAGCCUCGCAAUCGAGGGCGUCAGUGUUCCCUAA